Aspergillus heteromorphus CBS 117.55 is the source of this 786-nucleotide messenger RNA. RefSeq lists its product as uncharacterized. The record is from RefSeq and is a predicted model, not a curated record. Bases 70 to 468 code for a protein of 132 amino acids. The transcript has a single exon. Lineage: Eukaryota; Fungi; Ascomycota; Eurotiomycetes; Eurotiales; Aspergillaceae.
GCGAGGGUAGCAGUUGUAUCACGCCUGCUAGAACGUUCCGCUCCUCUCCCCCACCAAUCCUCCUAGCCAAUGAGUGCCGGGAUCUCUCUGACCGCCUGGGUUUCCGCCAGAACUUUCUACCCAGGGGCAUGUAACGAUGUAUUGUAUGGCCAUGGUAUUUAUCUACACUUAGUACCACGGUAUUCCGUACCUUACACAACCUGGUUACCCGGACUACCAGGGCUGUUCCUCAGUCUCGUCCAUGCAAGGUUCCCCCCCCCGCCGUCAAUGCGCCCGUCCCAGCUCCCCGUGCGUCGGAGUUUCGAAGGAGACAUAUCUACUAUCUUAGGUACUACUACUACAGUACAAGAGUUACCUCUCAGGCCUGUCAAGAACAGAUAUCGUUUGCUUUCUUUGAUUCAUCAUGUAGAUUUCUUCGAUCAGCCACCGGAGAGUACACGCACCCCGGAGGCCACAAUUCCCCGAUAGCAAUGAUAACAGCAAGAGAUCCGAGCGAAAAGGAAAAUAAAUGAAGCCAUCCAUUUACAGUCCUAGAAAAAAGAUACUAGAUCAAGAACAUACAGAAACGGGGGAAGAGAGAUGGAUGGGGAGCAUCAUCACCAGGGCGGAGCGGGAAAUAGAUGGUAACAACACGGGCGUGGAGCUCGCUAUGCGAAGGGGGAAAAGAAAGGAACCGUCAGAGGGAGAAGAAAGAUCAUUGGCAACACAGUGAUACAGAAAGCAAAAGCAAAAGUCAGGACGACGACCAAUCAAAGCACAGUUAGGAAAUGAUAAGAAAACUUUUCC